Molecule: messenger RNA, 152 nt
Organism: Racocetra persica
Lineage: Eukaryota; Fungi; Glomeromycota; Glomeromycetes; Diversisporales; Gigasporaceae
Source: the annotation of a GenBank genome assembly
GCAAACGAUUACCACGUGGCGAAAAAAUUCCAUCUGGUAUUAUUACUUGGUUUCAAGAUAAUGGAUGGAUGGAUACUAACUUGAUGAUACGAUAUGUUGACUAUAUUAAUGAAGUAAGAGAUAAUAAUGAAUAUGGGGUUCCAACGAUGAUG